AUGAGCAAAAAAUCUGUUAAAUUGUUUUACGAUGUCGUGUCGCCUUAUUCCUGGAUCGCUUUUGAAACACUGUGCAGGUACAGGCAGAAGUGGAGCAUUGAUUUGAUAUUUAAACCAUUCUUUCUGGGAGCUAUUAUGAAAGAGUCUGGUAACUCACCACCGAUGUUUGUGAAGAACAAAGCACUGUACAUGUACCAGGAUCUACAGAGACUUUCAAAAUUCUAUGAAAUCCCACUGAAGACUCCAUAUGAUUUGAAGAAAGUGAUGAUUGAGCAAGGUACCUUAAGGGCCCAACAACUGGUAACAGCUGUUCAGUUGCAUCAAUCUGAUCUGGUUGAGGCAAUUUCGAGAGAGUUGUGGUUAAGAAUCUGGAGUAAGAGGGAAGAUAUAUACGAGAAGGCCAGCCUGAAAGAGGCUUUGUUAAAAGUAGGCCUCAAUGAAUCAACAUCGGAUGAACUUUUGAACUUUGCUGAAACCAGAGAGGUCAAGGAUAAGUUAAGGUCAACCACUAAGGAAGCAUUAGAUCUCAAGGCGUUUGGUUCUCCGAUGAUUUUAGUGAAUGACGAAAAUGGGGCCGAACAUUUCUUAUUUGGAAGUGAUAGGAUGGAAUUGCUAGCAAGUAUAAUUGGUUAG
Molecule: messenger RNA, 633 nt
Organism: Helobdella robusta
Lineage: Eukaryota; Metazoa; Annelida; Clitellata; Rhynchobdellida; Glossiphoniidae
Exons: 7
Coding region: 1-633 (210 amino acids)
Biological process (GO): glutathione metabolic process
Cellular component (GO): mitochondrion; peroxisome
Molecular function (GO): glutathione transferase activity; glutathione peroxidase activity
Source: RefSeq, a predicted model, not a curated record